Messenger RNA from Suillus clintonianus, 624 nucleotides. Its product is annotated as GTP-binding protein RAB5. The transcript has 8 exons. The coding region runs from base 1 to 624 and encodes 207 amino acids. The record is from RefSeq and is a predicted model, not a curated record. Gene Ontology annotation, molecular function: GTP binding; GTPase activity. Lineage: Eukaryota; Fungi; Basidiomycota; Agaricomycetes; Boletales; Suillaceae.
AUGUCGAAGCAGUUUCAGUUCAAGCUCGUUCUUCUAGGCGAGUCAGCCGUAGGGAAAUCCAGCUUGGUCUUAAGGUUCGUGAAAGACCAGUUUGACGACUACCGGGAAAGUACAAUUGGCGCGGCGUUCUUGACACAAACGGUUACCCUAGAGGACCAGACAACUGUCAAAUUUGAAAUAUGGGAUACAGCGGGUCAAGAGCGAUACAAAUCCCUUGCGCCAAUGUAUUAUCGCAACGCAAACUGUGCAGUUGUCGUGUAUGACAUCACCCAAACUGCCUCCUUGGAGAAGGCGAAGACAUGGAUUCGUGAACUGCAACGCCAAGCAGACCCAUCGAUAGUAAUAGCUCUGUGCGGCAACAAAUUGGAUCUCUCCGAACGGAGGCAAGUCACGGAGGAGGAAGCUAGGAAAUACGCCAACGAAGAAGGCCUUCUGUGGAGCGAGACUAGCGCAAAGACAGGAGAGGGCGUAAAUCUUAUCUUCAAUGCUAUUGCCAAGAAGCUUCCAUUGACCGCACCGCCCGCAGCCCGUGGUGCUCGCGUUGCAGCACCUGGUACCUCGCGACAAAGUGUAGACCUUAACAGGCAAUCAACCGCUCAGGGUGGCGAAGCAUGCAAUUGCUAG